Papaver somniferum (opium poppy) is the source of this 1433-nucleotide messenger RNA. Its product is annotated as UPF0481 protein At3g47200-like. The record is from RefSeq and is a predicted model, not a curated record. The transcript has 2 exons. NCBI's taxonomy places the organism in Eukaryota, Viridiplantae, Streptophyta, Magnoliopsida, Ranunculales, Papaveraceae. Bases 1 to 1389 code for a protein of 462 amino acids.
AUGACAGAAAUGGGAGAAACAUUAAAACUGGAGCAAGUCGGAGACAAAAACAAAGAGAUAGAAUUGGGAGAACCUUCAAAACCUUUGCAAGGGAUCGAUGGCAAGAAAAACAAGAAGAAAGAGAAAAAAUUGGUAAAACCAUCAAAACUGGUGGAAAUGAUCGAUGAUCUCGACUUGGAACGAAAAGAUUUUUAUGUGGAGUUACAAGAUCCUUUACAAAUAUUCGUAAUUCCAACUUAUAUCAAACGAAGAGAUCAAGCUGCAUAUGAGCCGAAAAUGGUGUCUAUUGGUCCAUACCACUACGGUAAAGCUAUUUUGCAGCCCAUGCAGUUCCACAAGGAACGAGCCCUUAUUCACUUUCUUAGGAGAUCUCCGAUGAAGGCAAGUAAACAACAGUACAUUGAUAAACUGAUGGAAAUUGUGGGUGAACUGAGGAGAUGUUACGAGCAGGUCGAAGAGAUAACGAAGUGGCAAAAUGAUGAGGACUUUGUUAAACUCAUGUUGGUCGAUGGAGUAUUCCUUUUCGAAUUCUUGAAUGUGUUAAGGGGUAAUCAAGCAGGCCGUGAUUAUGCUGAUAUCGACCCUAUAUUUGGCAACCGUGGACAUAACUUAAACUAUAACUAUGUGAUGGAAGAUUUGUUGUUGUUGGAGAACCAAAUUCCUUACAAAGUACUUUCUACACUGCUUAGGGUCUCGGAAGGCGUCAAUGAAGAGGCGGCAAAGAGCAUUCUAUCCUCGCUUAUGCUUGCUCCGCCGAAAUACAGAGGUCAUCACUUGUUAGACAUGUAUAUUAAAGGAAUGCUGGGAGAAAGAAAUGAUCAGCAACCAAACGCUGGAGAAAGCAAUGUAAAAAUUUCUGCAUCCAAGCUAAGCAUGUUAGGAAUCAAAUUUAGAAAAGUUGGGACCUAUGGUGGGAUAAAAUUUGAAAGAAGUACUAAAACGUUAAGUCUUCCUUCAAUCGUGAUCAACCAACACACGGUACCUAGAUUCUUCAAUUCGAAAGCAUAUGAACUUCGAGCAGGCACCAACAAAGAAUUGAACUCCUACAUUCACCUCGUUGAUUUUCUUAUUCAGUCGACGGAUGAUGUUAGUUCACUCCGUUCCCAGGGGAUUAUAGUUAGUUCCUUGGCCAGAGAUGAAGAUGUUGUUGAAGUAAUGAAGGAACUCACUAAGGAUACAGUGCCGGGAGAUGUAGACGAUGAGUCUACUAAAAUAGUGAGGGAGGUAACCAAGUAUUAUCAGGAUAAAGAAGGAAAAGUCUCCACUUUAUGGAUAUGGAUGGCCGAUAACUGGGCUUCGAUAUUGUUUGCAGGUUUUAUACUUUACGCACUCACUGCCGUUCAGGCCGUUUACUCAGCUCUCUCAUUUCACUACCGCAACACCAAAUGAGAACUUGCUUGUUUCAGAUAAUGCGUUAAUGCGUGUCUCAUAAA